UCUGGGGGGUUCAGGGAGAGAAAAAGGUUUGAGAGGAGCCAGGCUCAGGGCUAAAGACGCUGGAGUGAAGGGGGACUAUGGAAGGGAAAUCUGAAGGGCUCCAGAGUGGGGGAUCCAAGGAGGCUGAGAGUGGGGACAUGUCUGAGGAUGCUCAGAUUGGGGCACAGGGGUGCUCAGAACGAGUGGUCUGAAAGGGCCCCAGGCCGGGGAAGGGCCCAUGGGGGCGCUGAGUGUUGUUAGAGGGCGGGGAUCGUGGCUGUGGGUCUGAAGAGGGAUCGCUUAAACAAUUAAGGUGUUAAAAAGGGCUGUGAUGGGUGCAGGCCUGAUGGGUAUGUGUGGAGUUUUUGAGAAAGGCUCCUCGUGUGGGACCAGAGAAUGUUCUCGGAGGAUUGAGAGGGAGAUUGUUAGUUUGAUGGGCCCUUGGUGGGCAAAGUUUUGGAGAAGUAGUCUGGGUGCUCACUGUGUUGGGGCAUGGAGCCUGGGGGCUCGCUGUGUGGCUUUUGAGAUGCUGAGAACUCAGGUUUUAGACACAGUGAGUUUCACUGCUGAGGACUGGGUGCAAGGAGUUGGUGUCGAUGGAGGAACAGGACUCCAGGGUCCCAGCCCUGGAACCAUUCAGGGUGGAGCAGGCACCACCUGUAAUCUACUAUGUCCCUGAUUUCAUUUCCAAGGAAGAGGAGGAGUAUUUGCUUCGACAGGUUUUUAAUGCCCCAAAGCCAAAAUGGACCCAGCUCUCUGGGAGGAGGUUACAGAACUGGGGUGGGCUCCCCCAUCCUCGGGGAAUGGUUCCUGAGCGGCUACCCCCAUGGCUUCAGCGCUACGUGGACAAAGUAUCUGACCUCCGACUUUUUGGGGGUCUCCCAGCUAACCAUGUCCUUGUGAACCAGUAUCUGCCUGGGGAGGGCAUCAUGCCCUGGUGCCCACUCCCCAGCCCCAUGAGGAUGGACCACUGUACUACCCGACUGUCAGCACCAUCAGCCUGGGCUCCCACACCAUGCUGGACCUCUACGAGCCACGGCAGCCAGAGAACGAUGACCCUAUGGAACAGGCCCUCAGCUAUGGCCCUAUCCCCACCUCUGGGCCCUCGACUCCCCUCAGAGCCCCUCAACCACCCCCCUGGAGUCCCUAGGGAGCCGGAAGCUGCUGGAUGCACCGUCUGCCUUCUAUCUGGAGAGGAGAGAAUCAGGCCAGAGCAGGCCCAGAACCUGGCACAGGACUCCCUGGACCCUCCUGAGCACUUCUGGGGUAGGCUAAGGGGCACUGAGCCCACUGCUGGCCCCCCAAGAUUGUUAAUGCCCUCUUCCCAUGAGGACUCAGCUGGAGGCAAACAUUGUGAGCAGCCCAUCUCUGGCCUGGAGGUACUAGAGGCUGAGCAAGAUGGCCUGCACCUUUGCCUAUUGGGGAUGGAGCGAGGCUGGGGGCCCUGGGCAUUGGCCCAGAGAGGAAUGGUCCAGUUGCAGGCCCUGCAGGCAGACCUUCGAGGGGCAGCAGAGCGUGUGGAUGCACUGCUGGCAUUUGGUGAGGGGCUGGCACAGCGGAGUGAGCCUUGGGCCUGGGCAUCCCUGGAGCAGAUCCUGAGGGCCCUUGGAGCCCACCGAGACACCAUCUUCCGACGGCUCUGGCAGCUGCAGGCCCAGCUGGUCGGCUAUAGCCUGGUGUUCAAGGAUGCUGGCACACUGGACCAGGACUUGGAGAUUGAGGAGGACUCAGAUGGGCCAGGACCUGGUGGAGUCUGGGGGCCCUGGGCAUCCAAUAGCUUCCCUACUUCUGCAGAGUUGGAAUGGGACCCAGCAGGGGAUGUUGGGGGCCUCGGACCCUUGGGGCAAAAGACAGCCUGGACACCAGUGGUUCCCUGUGAGCUGUGUGGCCACAGGGCCCCUCAGGUCAGGGGACAAGGCCUUGAGGAUAUGCUCAUGUCUGGUCUCAGCCACCGGAAACACUUAGCAGGUUACCGAAGAUGUGCCCUAUUCCAGAAGCCUCAGGACAAGAAGAGGCAAAUGUCUCCCAGUCUCCAGGAUGUGACAUUGGAGGUGGAUACUGGGGCCCCCGAUCCUGCAUCCAGGUGGCCCCUGGCCUUCCUCCUUAUCCUCCUCAUCCUCCUCCUUCUCCUGGUAGGGGCCGCAUUGCUCCUGCCCAUGUCAGGGGUUCUCUGCUGCUUUCAUGUCCGACUGGCCAGGACACCUUACCUGGUGCUCAGUUACGUCAAUGGUCUCCCCCCAAUCUGAGUACACAGCCCAGACAUGUAUAAUAAACAGUCACUGUCGA
This is a messenger RNA of Nycticebus coucang (slow loris), 2265 nucleotides long. RefSeq names its product alkB homolog 6 (gene ALKBH6). Lineage: Eukaryota; Metazoa; Chordata; Mammalia; Primates; Lorisidae. The record is from RefSeq and is a predicted model, not a curated record. The transcript is spliced from 14 exons. Gene Ontology annotation, biological process: establishment of epithelial cell apical/basal polarity. Bases 576 to 2225 code for a protein of 549 amino acids. Gene Ontology annotation, cellular component: nuclear outer membrane; meiotic nuclear membrane microtubule tethering complex; nuclear envelope.